ACCAACACACACAUCACAACCAUGGGGCAGUGCUGACAGAGAGGGGGAGAAAGGGAGACAGGGAAGCAAAGUAGAGUAGUGAGAAGCAGAGAGUGAGACAUUAAGCAGGGUUCCUUUGACUUAAUGAAAACUUUCUAGGGAAGAUAGAAGGGAUCAUUUAAGAGUCCUGGGGUAUUAGUUUAAAAAAAGAGCCUGAUUUGACCUUUAAUUCAGUGGAUAAACAGACAUUUCUGGACAUCAUGGAUCGAGAAUCGCCCAGCCAGGAGACAUCUGGUUCUACAGAGACGACCAGUCAGACUGACACCAACAACAACAACAACCAGACAGAUGAGCCAGAGCUGGACGAGAGUAAAGACCCAGGGAGAGAGCCUCCAGCAGGGGAGACAGCGGAAGGUCAGGGGGUAAUGGAGGUGGGGGAGAAGGCGGAGGAGGAUUCAGUACCAGACCAGGGAGGAGAAGACGAAGCCCAGACUACUGCAUCAAAGCAUGUUGAAGGUGACGCUGAAGAGGCUGGACAAGAUAAAGACAAAGCCUCCACUGAUGUGAAGGAUCCUGAAGCAACGAGUGGAGAAAAAGAUGGGGAGGGACAGAGGGAGGAAGACAAGGAAGGUGGGCAGGUGGAAGAGGUCAAGAGUUGUCAGACUGGGAGAGAUGGAGAGGAGAUGAAGGCAAAAAACAAAGAGAAAAAGAAGAGUAAAACAGACGAAAAGGAAAAAGAAGCAGAAAAAGAUGCGAAUGACAAAGCAGCAAAGGGGACAGAGAAGAAAAAACAAGUCAAGGAAGUGGAUGUAGAAAUGAAAGACAAAGGAAAGAUAAAGGAGGCAGAAAAGCAAGGGAAGCCCAAAAGAAAGAGUGGUCCUCCCUCCUCUUCUCUGUCCCGACCAAGACCCUCUGCACGCUAUAUUAGAGCGUCCACUAAAAACGACAUCAUUGCCAAGUUCCAACAAGGUGCACCAGAGACACCAAUACCCCGCAACUUCAAGAUUCAGAGGUCAUCUACAGCUAUGGCUACAGGAGCUUCAAUCAAACAGAAGAUGCUUCAGUGGUGUCGCAACAAGACUCGCAACUACGAGGGUGUCAACAUAGAAAACUUCUCAUCAUCCUGGUGUGAUGGGCUGGCAUUCUGUGCUCUGAUCCAUCGUUUCUUUCCUGAUGCUUUUGACUACAGCUCCCUGAAUCCACAGGAGAGGGAGAAAAACUUCACUCUGGCCUUCCAAACUGCAGAGUCCCUGGCCGAUUGCUGCCCUCUGCUGGAAGUGGGUGACAUGAUCAUGAUGGGUAAAAACCCGGACCCCAUGUGUGUGUUCACAUAUGUCCAGUCCCUCUGCCACAGCCUCUCCAAAAUAGAGAAAGAGAGGAAGGACAAAGAAAAGGAGGAGAAAGACCAGGCUGGUAAUGUGGGAGAAGAGAAAGGAGAAGAUGCAGUAGGGGAGGUGUCACCGGAGAAGGACGAGGGAGAGUCUGCUGAGAACGGGACAAUGGAGGGCCAGGAGGAGAAACAGGGAGACGUUACAGAGACAGAGGGCACUGGCGAGGAAGAAAAUGCACCAAACAGCUGUGAGAUGGAGGGAGAUGGAGGAGUGUUAGUCGAGGCAGAGUCCUAGAAAAAUACUGACAACAAACAGGAAGACUGAAAAGACCAAAAAGAUUGCUUAUGGUUGCGGUACUACAAUGAGUAAGUCUUAGAUUGGUGUUGGAUUGAAUACUGGCACAGUAAAGAGGCACAUCAGGUUGGCUCUUAACUCAAAUGCUGGCAAUGUGAUGUUACAGUCAGCUGUAUGUUUGAAAGUGCAUUAUGCUGUGUUUUUUCCCAUUCACUGCUGUGUUGUUGCAUAUGUUUGUUCUGAGCACAUAAAGCUGAAAUGUUCAGUAUAAAGUAUAAUACAAGUAUGUGAGAAAUCAAACCUAUAAGGUUAUGGUUCACUGUAUCUGUGAGACAUUUUGCCUGAAAAGAUUUUGAUGAACUUAUUCAAAAUGGAUAAACACCACUUCAUUUGUAAGUCCUUUGUAGAGUUUGAGCCAAUUGAGGCUACUGCUCUUUUUCGUAUAGCCUAUCAAUAAUAAAGCUGUUGUUGUUGUAUGUUG
Molecule: messenger RNA, 2085 nt
Organism: Siniperca chuatsi (mandarin fish)
Lineage: Eukaryota; Metazoa; Chordata; Actinopteri; Centrarchiformes; Sinipercidae
Gene: smtnl1
Product: smoothelin-like 1
Exons: 5
Coding region: 240-1604 (454 amino acids)
Biological process (GO): actin cytoskeleton organization
Cellular component (GO): microtubule organizing center; filamentous actin
Molecular function (GO): protein binding
Source: RefSeq, a predicted model, not a curated record